Molecule: messenger RNA, 1488 nt
Organism: Phoenix dactylifera (date palm)
Lineage: Eukaryota; Viridiplantae; Streptophyta; Magnoliopsida; Arecales; Arecaceae
Source: RefSeq, a predicted model, not a curated record
UGUGACCAUACUUCCACUGUUUCCUCCCCCACUUCGGCCUGUUGCUCUCUGGUCGCUUCUCCCGUUACCUCUUCCCAUCAGAAACAAAACUCUCUCUCUGUUUCCAUCCUCAUCCAAAAUUCCCCCGCCCCAAUAAAGAACAAUUGAAGCCAAAAUUCGAGAAUAAAAGCCUAGAGAAGAGAAGAAUUCCGAGAUCAAUAGCGCGUCUAUGGACAUCUUGGCUCUCAAUACCAAGGGCGGAGGGCUCGUCUUGGGGGCGGCGAGGAAGAAGCUGGAGAAGGGGCUGGUGUCCGUGAGACAGAUCGCCGGAUGUAGGCUCCUUGUCGGGGAGGAGGAGGCACCCGUCUUCGGCGGAGGGUUCGAGAUUAGGGUUUCGGCGAGGGGGGCCGUGAGGUUGUCUUCCUUCGGGAACCGGUCUUUUGUGGUGAGGGCCUCGGGCAAGAAGAAGGACCAUAAUAGUUCCUCCUCUUCCGCAGGAAACAAUGAUCCAUCAAUUCCUGAGGGGGAUGGCUCUGAAGGAAUUCAUCCAUUACAUGAUGAAUCAAAAUCCAGUGACUCCAUCCACAAGUCCCAUUAUACAUUGUCUGACUGGCGAGAUGUCAGAGCAAAACUUGUGCGUGAUGAGCAGGUGCAGUUGCUGGAUCCUGAUGUUCUUGCGAAAGGUACAGCCUCAGAUGAGCCAUCCCAGCGGCUUGGUCUAAACUGGGCGCACUCUCUUUCCAUGCCGGAAGCUGGGUGUCUGUUAGUUGCAACUGAGAAGCUCGAUGGAUUAACCAGCUUCGAAAGAGCUGUUGUCCUCCUCCUCCGAUUGGGAACCAGAGACCCCAGAGAGGGGCCAUUUGGAGUCAUUCUCAACCGCCCCCUCAACAGGAAGAUCAAGCAUAUGAAGCCAUCCAAUCCUGACCUCGCAACCACAUUCGCGGAUUGCUCCCUUUACUUCGGGGGCCCCCUAGAUGCUAGCAUGUUCUUACUGAAGACAAGUGGAAAUUCGUCGAUCCAAGGUUGUGAGCAGGUGCUCCCAGGCAUUUUCUUCGGUGCCCGGCACAGCUUAAACGAAGCUGCAGCACUUGUCAAGAAAGGGGUGCUCGGACCGCAGGAUUUCAGAUUCUUUGUCGGGUAUUCUGGGUGGCAGUUCGAUCAGUUGCAGGAGGAGAUUGGGUUGGGUUACUGGGUUGUUGCUGCAUGUAGCUCGCAUUUGAUUAAUGAGGCAUUGGCAGGUUCUUCGUCAAAUCUGUGGGAGGAGAUUUUGCAGCGGAUGGGGGGGCAGUAUUCAGAAUUGAGCAGGAAGCCAAAGCAGGAUAGCUUUUGAAGAAGGUCGCAUGUGAUAUAUCAUCCAGGGUAAAUACUGGAAUCAUUUGUACAGAAGGUGCUUAUAAACUGAACUUUAUAAGAGUAAUUAUUUUCUUCCCUAAAAUUUUAUGUUUGGUUUCUUGUACGUAACUUGGUUUUUAUCAAAUAAAGACACUUCCCCGAAUUAAUUUUGCUGAA